Messenger RNA from Humulus lupulus (European hop), 1191 nucleotides. Its product is annotated as probable transcriptional regulator RABBIT EARS. The coding region runs from base 56 to 868 and encodes 270 amino acids. The record is from RefSeq and is a predicted model, not a curated record. The transcript has a single exon. Lineage: Eukaryota; Viridiplantae; Streptophyta; Magnoliopsida; Rosales; Cannabaceae.
CCAAACCAUUAAACUAAAAUACUUUCUUAUACAUUUAUUGUUAUAUAUUUGUUCAAUGGAGGAAGCUGACAUUUAUCAUAAUCAUCAAUAUAAUUUUAUGUGGAUGAAGAGGAAAGAGAUUAUGACGACGACUCAUUUCGAAGCCCAACAACCAAUAGUGAUGAUGAACUUAUCAUCAUCAUCCUCAUCAUGGGAAGAAAAGGCUUUUGCAGAAGAAUACGCGGCAGCUGGCUCUGCUGGGGGCUGCACAUGGCCUCCAAGGUCUUACUCUUGUAACUUUUGUAUGAGAGAGUUUAGGUCAGCUCAAGCCCUAGGAGGCCACAUGAAUAUCCAUAGAAGAGACAGGGCUAGGCUUAAGCAAUGCCUUAAUAUUUUCCCCAACGGUCAUGAUCUUGAUCACGAUGAAUACCCUUCUUCCAAACCAUCGAUCACCUUAGAUAACACCGAUAAUUUUUUGAUCAACCCUAGUUCAAGAGCUCAAUCAAGAUUAUCGUUUCUUUCUCCUUGUCUUGACCGGAAGGAAGAUCAUGAUGAUAACAAUCAUGAUCAUGUCGAAACUGAUUUGUGUGUGGGCCUUAAUUUAUCAGUUGUUGACCAUGGCAGGAACGUCAAACCAAUAAUAACUACUGCCCAGUUUUUUCGUGAGAAAGAUGAUGAAGAUCAUGAUAACAAGGUCCUCAAUAAUAUCAACACAACAUUCAAGGCUGCUGAUGUUUCUCCUCUAGAGUUUUUCUUCAAGCCCUCCUAUAUUCAUGAUCCUCUUCAUCAAUCCGAGGUAAUUGGAGUCAACGCUUCAUCUAAUUCCAAUAUUAUGGAUGAUUUGGAUCUUGAGCUUAGGCUUGGUGACUCUCAUAAAAUAGUCAAAUAGUUAUGUGUGCACUUCGUACUAUAUAUAUAUAUAUUAAAUCCAACUAUGAUUAUGCGCAUAUUAGAUCCAACUAUUCAGAGAAGUAGAUAAAUUUAUGAUGAUAUCACUACCGAUCAUGUAUAGAGUACUAGUGUCUGAUCUCUGUUUAACAAGUGGUAAAGCUCCCCCUUAUGAUCUCAGUACUGGAAAUAAUUUUGGAUAGUACUUGAGUACAUCUCAUAUAUGUAUGCAAAUAUUGAUAUCUAAUUUCAACUACUGACUAUGAUGAUAUUAUAUUGUGUAAUGAUGAACAUUUUUAAUUGCUCUAUAAACUUUAAUUUCAU